CUACACGAGCUCACCAUGGAGAUCAUCUCGUACCCCUUGUUGGUGCAGUUCGUUGUGAUCUCCAUCGAUGUGGGCACCGCCCUGUGUGCUCUACUAUUUUACGCCGAGAAUAUGAACGACAAAAUCUACUUUAUCUCUUUCAUUUUCGCCAUGACAAUGCAAAUAUUUCCCAUUUGCUAUUUAGGGACCAUGGUGGAGUAUUCGUUCGGGCAUUUGCACUUCGCUGUCUAUAGCAGCAAUUGGGUCGAUCAGAGCAUUUCCUAUCGCAAGAGCGUGCUCAUCUUUGCGGAGCGUACCCAGCGAUUACCUAAGCAGAUUGCCGGCAAUUUUAUACCAAUUGCUUUAACCACUUUCCUCGCUAACUGCAAGGCGGCCUAUUCCUUCUGCACUCUCCUCGCAGACACUGGAGCAAAGAAAUAG
This is a messenger RNA of Drosophila arizonae, 420 nucleotides long. It is a transcript of the gene Or23a, whose product is annotated as Odorant receptor 23a. The record is from RefSeq and is a predicted model, not a curated record. Lineage: Eukaryota; Metazoa; Arthropoda; Insecta; Diptera; Drosophilidae. Gene Ontology annotation, cellular component: plasma membrane. Gene Ontology annotation, biological process: detection of chemical stimulus involved in sensory perception of smell; sensory perception of smell. Gene Ontology annotation, molecular function: odorant binding; olfactory receptor activity.